CCCCACCCCUGGUCCCUCUCCUGUGCCCUGUCUCCCUCCCUCUGCUGUGCCCUGUGCGCUCCUUUCCCCCCACCCCCGGUCCCUCUCCUGUGCCCUGUCUCCCUCCUUCUGCUGUGGCCUGUGCGCUCCUUUCCCCCCACCCCCGGUCCCUCUGCUGUGCCCUGUCUCCUUUCCCCCCGCCCCGAGGCCUGUCUCCCCUCCCUCCUUCCGCCGGCCGUGGUCAGGGCAGGAGCUGAGCAGACUGACUGAGCUGUCUUUGUCCGUGCCCCAGCUGGCUGAUGGCCCAUGUUUUUCUUUGCCAUUAGCUCUCAGUGUCAAUCGCAUUAACCGUGGAGCGUCUUCUCACCCGCUGCCCGCUCCAGGGUGAAAGCCUCCCAAGAUGGUGAAAAGGAUUGCAAGCGGGCGGGCGAAACAGUACCUCACCUUUGGUAGCGGCCUGCUGGAGUGCAUCGGCUUUGCCGGCACCGUCUUCGGCUGGGCCUCCCUUGUCUUCGUGCUGAAAAGGGAGGGCUACUUCGCGGACCUCUGCGUCCCCGCCAACCACACCACUGUCGGCGGUGGGGUGGGCAGCAACUCAACGGACCUCCCCCCCAUCCCAGAGAAUUGUGAUCUCCAGGAUGAGCGAUUUGCUUUGAUCUUCACCCUCGCCUCGUUCAUGAACAACUUUGUCAGUUUGGCCAACGGGCUGCUGUUUGACCGCUGUGGGACCAGCGUCACCCGGGCCGUCGGCAUCUCCCUGUAUACCCUGUCGACGCUGAUGAUCGCGCUCUCCACUGCGGUCACUGCUUAUCUUCUGUUCCCUGCUCUCAGCUUCAUGGCUGUGGGAGGAAUCAUCUUCCUGCUGACAAACAUGCAGAUCGGAAACCUCUUUGGGGAGAAGCGUUCGACCGUGAUCACUCUCUACAACGGAGCCUUCGACUCCUCCUCAGCCGUCUUCCUGCUGGUGAAGGUGCUGUAUGAGACCGGUCUCUCCCUCCGAGCAAUAUUCCUCUUCAUCAGCAGCCUCAGCGUAAUCCACGUGCUCCGAACAAUAUUCCUGCUUCCCAGGACAAGUAUUCCCUACCCGCUACCUGAGGGGUAUACAUACGGGGCCAGGUGCGGGAGACCCAGGCGGGGCUCGGCGGGAGAGGCGGAGGAGGCUGCCUGCCAGCGGGAGCCCCUGAGGGGCGGCGACGGGACGCAGCGGACCACUGAGGCGCAGGAGGAUGGAGUCGAGCGGCCGGAGAAUGGGGACUCCGCGGACCGUGCGACUCCGGGCACCGCAGGCGGCGCAGGAGCGGCGGGCGCGGGGGACGAGGAGGUCCCCUCCUUCCGGAGCUGCGUCCUCUCCAGCCUCUUCGUCACCCACUGCGUGUGGCUGUCGGUGAUGCAGCUGAGACACUACCUGUUUAUCGGCACGCUCAACCCAAUGCUGACCCUGCUGGCCCACGGGCACUCCGACCUCGUCAGCCAGUUCACCAAUGCGUUCGCCUUCACCCAGUUCUGCGGCGUCUUCUUCGCCCCCUGGAACGGGCUCAUCAUGGAUCGUAACAAGCGGGCAUCUCAGCCUGAGAAUGAACCUUCGGCCAGCCCUACGGCCCGACGAUUGGCGGAAACGAGGGCCACCGUCCUCUCCCUCGCCAUCACCGUGUCGCAGUGCGUGUGCUUCUCCCUGUGUGCGGCCAUUCCUGUGCUGAAAGUCCAGUACCUCACCUUCGUUCUGCAAGUCGUGAACCGCUCCUUCCUCUACGGGGGACACGCGGCAUUCAUCGCCACAGCUUUCCCACCGUGUCACUUCGGGAAGGUGUACGGCCUGGUGAUGGCCCUCUCUGCCGUGGUCUCCCUCCUGCAGUACCCCUGUUUCGCACUGGUGAAGGGCCCGUUGAAUGACGACCCUCUGUAUAUGAACAUUGGCUUUGUCAUCCUGUCGGCCCUCGCCUUCAUUCACCCCAUCAAUGUUUACCUCCACUGCAAGCGCCGGGCACAGCCCCGGGCUCCCAUGGAUGCCCCUGCGGUCAACGUGCCAGCGGAAGAAGGGAAGGGCGUCUCGCCGACCAGGGAGUCGGACAUCUCACCAGUGACGGCGGGGAGGGGUUCCCUCGGGUUUGGAGGGAGGGUCUGAGGUCCCGCUCCUUUCCUUCCAGGAGCAGGUUAGAGUUGGGGCGAGUGGAGUGGUGGGGGGGUUCGGGUUGGUGGGGGUUCAUUGACAGGAUUCAGGAAGAAGGCUCUGGAGCAGCGUGGCACAUACAGAUGUCCCCCGACUCCUUCCUCCUCCUCCCCUCUGCCCCCUCCCCCUCCUCCUCUCCCUCUCCCCUCCUCAUCUCUCUCCUACCCCUCUUCCUCACUCUCUCCUCCCCCUCUUCCUCUCUCUCCCCUCUCUCUCUCCUCCCCCUCUUCCUCUCUCUCCCCUCUCUCUCUCCUCCUCUCCUCUCUCUGCCCCACUUCCCCUCCCUCUCCCCUCCUCUCUCCUCCUCCCCCUCUCUCCCUAUCCCCUGUCCCCCUUCCACCCUCCCCUCCCCUUCCCCCUCCCCCUUCCACCCUCCCCUCCCCUUCCCCUCCCCCUCCCCUAACCCCUCUCCCUCUCCCCUUCCCCCUCCCCCUCUCUCCCCCCUUACCCCCUCUCUCCCCUUUCUCCCUCACCCCUCCCCUUCCCCCUCCCCCUCUCCCCUUCACCCUCCCCCCUCCCUUCCCCUCUCUCCCCUUUCCCCCUCUC
This is a messenger RNA of Mobula hypostoma (lesser devil ray), 2692 nucleotides long. Its product is annotated as equilibrative nucleobase transporter 1-like. The transcript is spliced from 13 exons. NCBI's taxonomy places the organism in Eukaryota, Metazoa, Chordata, Chondrichthyes, Myliobatiformes, Myliobatidae. The record is from RefSeq and is a predicted model, not a curated record. Gene Ontology annotation, molecular function: transmembrane transporter activity. Bases 380 to 2101 code for a protein of 573 amino acids. Gene Ontology annotation, biological process: transmembrane transport.